Molecule: messenger RNA, 1686 nt
Organism: Struthio camelus australis
Lineage: Eukaryota; Metazoa; Chordata; Aves; Struthioniformes; Struthionidae
Source: RefSeq, a predicted model, not a curated record
AUGUCGGAGGGUGAAGGAGGUGCGGUGGAGCUGGGGCAGUGUGGGCAGGGUCCGCGCGCCGGCGGGGCUCUCCCCCCGCGACGGGUGGGAUCGGAGCGCUGUGGCCGCGGCAGAGUGAGCACCUCUCCGUCUCUCGCCCUCCUCCCAGGUCUCAGCAACAUCAUUGGGAUCAUCGUCUACAUCUCGGCAAACGCUGGGGACCCAGGGCAAAGCGACUCCAAGAAGAGCUACUCCUACGGCUGGUCCUUCUACUUUGGUGCGCUGUCCUUCAUCAUUGCCGAGAUGGUGGGGGUCAUCGCCGUGCACAUGUAUAUCGAGAAGCACCGUCAGAUCCGCGCCAAGUCCCACGCGGAGCUGCUGAAGAAGUCGGCCUUCACGCGCCUCCCCACCUACAGGUAUCGCUUCCGCCGGCGGUCCAGCUCCCGCUCCACCGAGCCCCGGUCCCGGGACAUGUCGCCCGUGAGCAAAGGGUUCAACACCAUCCCUUCCACCGACAUCUCCAUGUUCACCCUCUCCAGGGAUCCCUCCAAGAUCACCAUGGGCUCGCUGCUCAACUCGGAGCGGGACCACAGUUUUUUACAGGUCCAUAACUCCAUCCCCAAAGAGUUCAAGGAGUCUUUGCACAACAACCCGGCCAACAGACGAACCACGCCGGUCUGAGCCGGGCCUCCCGUGCAGCCCCGCGGCGCCGGGCCGGGCUCCUGUACAGAGGUGUUUUGUCAGGCUGCAUGACAUGAUCCUCGUGACGGUGUAACCAGUGAAACCCCAUUUUUAAGGACAAACCCAGAUGGCUCCCUGAGCCCCUACCCCAGAGCGGCUGGUUUUUCACCCCCGAAACACCGCUCGCCAGGCCAGGCCACUGUGUCCGUGGGUGAACUGUGAUUCCCGCUCUUUCUCCUUCUCCUUCUCCUCCGGUGGGGAAUGCUCGCGGCUGUGCUGGGACUCCCUGGCCGUGGUGCCCCUGAAGACGGACGGGGGGUUUCCAACACCACCUGGGACAGUGGCUUCCCAGAGCCACCAUCAUUAAUGUUGAUAAUACUCGCAGUGUUACCUUAGCUGUAUGUCCCAAUGGAAAUGCUGGCGAUAGCCCUAUCUGUGAGAAUCCUUAAUCCGGUAGUUACAUUUAUGCGAAAUUGCCUAGAAGUCCGGAGUAGGAAGCACUGAAUUGGCUAACGUAAUGAGUGCUCGUGUUACUAAAGCUUUUCCCUUGUUGUAACGGAUGGAGAGCCGGGGCUGGGUUUCUUUCUGGCAUUUCGUGCAUGCAUUAAAUAGCUUGGAAUUCAAUUUUGUCAUGUUGGGUUGGAAGAAACAUCCCUUUGCAAUUUUCUGUGUUUCUGAAAGGGCUCCUUUCUUUCUUUCUUUCCUUCUUUUUUUCUUUCUUUUCGUGCACUCAGACCAUGAAGGACUCAGGAGCAGAAUUCCUGCAAUGGCUGGUAGCGAUUAGCCAGUAUUUAAUUAACCUCUAAUGUUGCAAGAAAAUGAAAUAAUUCCCUAAAAUUAAUACACACACAGUCACAAAUUACUGCCUGGGCACAAUUAAGGAGGCAACGUUCGACCUGGUGUGACUUCAGGAGAAGCUGGGUUUGUGGCUGGGCCUCUGGCUAGAGUCUCUGUGUACAAUGCUAUAACGAAACAUGACUGGGAGAUUAAUGAGAAAAACAACAAUAAAAAAUUCCAAUUUGGCAA